AUGCAGGCACAUGAUGCAUCCUUUUCUGCAAACACGACCAGUCAGGCAUGGGAAAAAUGUGGAAUUGUGUGGAAGGAGGGAGACUCUCACAAGUUGAAGGGGGUUGAUGUCUUUACAGAUGCCGAUUUCGCACCCAGUCACAAUACUUCAGUCCUUUCCCCAGUCCCCAGUUCCUUUCCAAAGCAACUGCCUUCUGAUUAUGAACCCUGGCCUGGAAGUGAGCCUGUUGAAGAGGAAGUUGGAGAGAACUGA
This is a messenger RNA of Laccaria bicolor S238N-H82, 252 nucleotides long. RefSeq lists its product as uncharacterized. The record is from RefSeq and is a predicted model, not a curated record. The transcript has a single exon. NCBI's taxonomy places the organism in Eukaryota, Fungi, Basidiomycota, Agaricomycetes, Agaricales, Hydnangiaceae. Bases 1 to 252 code for a protein of 83 amino acids.